Messenger RNA from Hymenoscyphus albidus, 2068 nucleotides. The record is from the annotation of a GenBank genome assembly. NCBI's taxonomy places the organism in Eukaryota, Fungi, Ascomycota, Leotiomycetes, Helotiales, Helotiaceae.
AUGGUUGACCACGAAGACUUUGACCAACGCACGGAGGAAGAGGGACGAUUGAUCAAUGACCCCUCAUCUCCCUCAACACCAAACUUGACACAAGUACAAGGCAUGAGUCGGUCUCAAGCCAUAAAUCUGUACACGAGGUUCGUUGCAUCACCAGACUUUCUGGGGAAAACAAUAUGUGAAAAAAUACCCAUCGUCAUUCAUGAACUUCUGCAUCUGGAGCACGCAAUCUGAACCGGCAGAUAAGAGCUAAACCGUCUUCUUGACAGUCACUUCCUUUCCACGUGGAAUGUUAGAAGCUAUGUAUGUUAUGCCUCCACACAUUGCGACCGGUACUAUGCCCUCAUGUCUUUUAUACUAACCUUUUCAUAGGAGUUUGCGGCGGUAAGAAUGUUCGUUCAUGCCAAGAGUAGGAAAUGUACUAACAUUCCAGAUCAUUUUUACCGCAGAUGCAUAUCCACACACCUUAAUUGCUUCAUCGAUACGGUAAAUUCUCUCAACCAUAACCGGUCACUGGAGUAUAGAAUGUAUGUCUUGCUAAUCUGUGUAGGGGAAUUGUCCGAACUGUUGUGUCUAUCUGCCUUUCUUCGAUUGUGGGAAGAUGGGUCGAUGGGUCCCCAAACCGCAUGAAAACACUGUCGACAACUAUUUCGUUCAAUCGUUUUGCAGUUAUAUUAUUAUGUCUUUUGUUGCUCGGCAUUGCAGAAUCAGCCAAUUUGAAUGAUGAGGCCUCCUCAACCUCGGGUUUCCAACUCAAGCUUACACCAGGUCUGAAAAAUGGGAUGUUUUCUCUCAUUCUACUCCUUGGAGUUAUUGAGACUUUGAGUGCGAAUGGAAACAUACUUUCCAUGGAACGAGAUUUUGUUCCCACCGCUGCGGAUCCGACUCACAUGAAAUAUAAUUUGACUUACUUAAACUCGGUAAUGAGAAGGAUCGAUCUCACCUGUAAGCUUCUAGCUCCCAUCAUGAUAUCUGUCACUAUAUCGACUACUAGCGUGAGGAUUGGCAUACUGGUGGUUGCCGCUAUGAAUGCCCUUAGCUGGGGGGUCGAGUUAUGGUGCGCCAAGCGAGUCUGGAAUCGUAAUUCGAGACUGAGAGUCCUCAAGGUCAGACACAUUGGAACCAGUGCAAGGGUCACAAGAGAAGUGGGCGAAGAAGCACAAAUAACUUUUGCUGAAAGGACUUCGCAAAUAGUUCGACUAUACGGAAAUAACUUUCGUAGUUACUUCCGCUCCCAAGUAUGAAUCCCUUCUUUCUCCCUCGCUCUUCUCCAUCUUUCGGCGCUUUCCUAUGGCGCAACAUUCAUCACAUUUUUACUUGGUUCUGGAUUUUCUUUGGGCCUCAUAACAGCUGCUAGAGCCUGUGGUAGCAUCGUGGAGAUAAGCAGUACGUUUGUGACACCUGUCGGUGUUCGAUAUCUAGGAAAGGCAAAACGACAUGACUUUAUUCAUGUUGGGGAGAGCUAUAAUGAGGAAUAUGACUUGGAGCUGCUCGAAAGCACCUCCGAGUCGUCAGAUAUAGACUCGAUGACAGAGACAGGGCUACAAAGAUUGGGACUGGGGAAUAACAUCGCAACUGCUUUGCUUGGUAAGUACCCCAUUCCUGUUUGAUGCCAACACUGUAAGCUGACACGAUCAGGUUCCCGUUUUGUAUGCCAUUUGGCUCUUAUCACCAGCUCCUUCGCCAUCGACGUUCGCAACUCGUGAUUUAGCACCAGUCAUUUCGUUCCCUCUUCAAGCUUUUACGUUUUGCCUUCCUAUCUCUAUCACGACUGGGUCUCUGGAUUUUUGAUCUUACAACUCAACAGUUAACUCAGACCCUCAAUCCUCCUCAAGCUCUAUCGACAUUUACUGGUGUUGAGUACAGCUUUGUUUCAUUUUUUGAGCUGUGUCAGCAUCUGAUGGGCAUUUUCUUGGGGAAACCUGAGGAAUUCAUGUGGAUUGCCAGCGUGAGUUCCAUAGCAGUCGGUAUUAGCUCUAUAGCAUAUGCAGGAUGGGUUCGACACAGAAGGGGCCAUUUAGUACAUUGGGAGAAGGUAUCGCAAUACUGUAAGAGGACGGGCCUUGGCUAA